Messenger RNA from Plasmodium reichenowi, 11019 nucleotides. Its product is annotated as E3 ubiquitin-protein ligase, putative. Gene Ontology annotation, biological process: protein polyubiquitination; proteasome-mediated ubiquitin-dependent protein catabolic process. The transcript is spliced from 2 exons. The record is from RefSeq and is a predicted model, not a curated record. Gene Ontology annotation, molecular function: ubiquitin protein ligase activity. The annotation marks the transcript as partial. Lineage: Eukaryota; Apicomplexa; Aconoidasida; Haemosporida; Plasmodiidae.
AUGAAGAAAUACUUGCUUUUUGAGAAUUCCCAGUAUUCCUAUAUUAUUAACAGUAUAAAAAAUGGAGAUGAAUCUGAAAUGCUAGCUGCGCUGAACGAUUUUUAUGAACAAUUGAAUUUGUCAGCUGAGGGAGGUUUGAGCAAUUCGACUUUAGAAGAAUAUAUGAACGUGCUUAUUCACGUUAUAAAAAGUCCUCACAUAAGUUAUAAUAGUGUUUAUGGAAGAAAUGAGAACAACAACAACAAUAAUAAUAAUAAUAAAAAGAAGAAUGUGAAAAAUUACACAAAUGACAAGAAAGGAAAUUCUUCUGAAAAGAUAAAUGAUGUUGUAGGUAGUGGAAUAAAUAGCUUUUUCAAAAUAAUCCAAGAGCAUAUGGGAGUUUAUGCCUCUGAUUUUGAUGAAGGUGAAGAGAGUGAGUCGGAUUUUAGUGGUACUAAAGAAGAUAAGAAGAAAAAGAAGAAGAAAAAAAAAAAAAAGAACAAGGAAAAAAAUAAAAGUAGUAAUAAUAUUAAGGAAAAGAAGAAUUUACUUGAAUUAUUAAAUGUGAAGGAGGAAGAUGACAUAAAUGAAGGUGUGGAAAAUUGUGAAGAAGAUGUAAAGGAUGAAGACAAGGAAAAUAAUUCAGAUAAUAAUAAGAAUGAUGAUAAAAAGAAGAGGGAUAAUAAGAAAAAGAAGGUUGAUAAAAAAAAUGAAAAUAAAAAUGAAAAUGAAUCAAGUAAAGAAGAUGAAGAAAAAGGAUUAGAUAAGGUACCUAAGAAAAAAAAAUCAAAAGAGAAGAAUGUUUCAAAAGAGAAUAUGAAGAAAAUAGAGAAUAAUAUUAAAACAGAAAUAAUAAUAAAUUCAGAGGAAGAGAGUGAAGAAGAUUAUUCUUAUUCAGAUAAUAUGAGUGAUAAUAAUUCAUCAAGUAGUACAAGUGAGUGUACAAUAGAAUCAGAGAAUGAGAAAUUUUUUCUGAGUAAUAUAAAUUGUGUAGAUGUAAAAUAUAUUACUAUAAUUUAUACAGCUACAUGUUGUAUAUAUACUAUUUUAGAUAUAUAUCCGAAUUCUAUAAAAUAUAUAAUUAAUAACAAAGAAGCUGUGUACAUAUUAAAUAAAAAAUUGAAUGAUAUUGAAUAUAUUGAUGUUGCAGAAGUAAUAUUAAAAAUUUUUGAAAAGUUAGUAGAGAAGGAUCCAAUGCUUAUAUUAAAAAAGAAGAGUAUUAAAUAUAUGUUAAUGCAUAUAGAUUUUUAUAAUGUAAAUAUACAAAAGAAAAUAUUUUUUUGUAUUAUUCAAAUGAUUAAUAAUAUAACUAAAUAUAAACAUAUUACAAAAUAUAUAACUCCAUAUUGUAAUAUCUUUAUUAAUUUUUUUCAUUAUCAUUAUAUUCAUAUAUUAAAUAUUAUAUGUACUUUAUGGAGAUCGUUUCUUGAUAAAAUGAUUACCUUGAGAUUAGAAGAGGAAAAAUUAGCCAUGGAGGAUAUGCUUGGAAUAAGUAGGAAUAAAAAGGAUAAUGAACGUACAUCAUAUUUGAGUAAAUUAAUAGAAAAAAAAAAGGAUAAGAAAAAAUCAAAAAAGAAAAAUGGAAAUAUAAAUGCGAAUGUGAAUAUUUUGGAUGAUGGAGUACGACUAGAAAAAAGAAAGACAAAAGGUAAUAAUACGAACAAUAAUAAUAUAAAGGUGACAGCUAUCUAUGAUAAUGACAUAAUCGAAAUAUCCGAUGAGGAUGAGUCUGUAAAUUUGAUGGAUAAAAAUAUAAGAAAGAAGGGAAGUGCGAGUAGUUCAAAGGGUAAAAGAAAGAAGAGUACAUGCAAUGAUAAGAUAAGAGGAGUAGAUAUAAAUGAUGUGGUUGUAACAAAUGAAUCAUUGCAAGAUAAUAAUAAUAAUAAAAGUAAUAGUAAUAAUAAUGAAGAUGUGGAAGAUAAUCACAAUAAUAAUAAUAAUAAUAAUAAUCACAAUAAUAAUAAUAAUAAUAAUGGUGAUAAAAGUAAGGGUAGAGAUAAAAAUAAAUUGAAAAAUAACUAUAAUAAUAAGUUAUUAUUAAAUAUGAUUCAUUUAAAUAGUGAUGAUAAUAUAUAUUAUAAAUUAAGUUCCGAAAUAGAAAGUAUUUAUAAUAUAAAUAUUCGAGAUAAUAUUAUAAAAUUAUUAAUUGAAUGUCAAAUAGAAGAUAAUUUAUAUGCCUUUAUGGAAACGUUUUAUAUAAUAUCUAUAUUAGUUCAUUAUAGUAAUAAUGUAUUAGAAGAUUUUUGUAAAUCGGAAUUUUUAAUUAAGUUUAAUGAAUUUUUUGGAAAUAAAAAAUUUCGAAGUAAUAAUUUUCUUAUCAUAUAUAUUUUAUUUACAUUAUAUUCUUUUCUACCUAUGUGUACAUAUAAUGGAAAAUUAAUAUAUGAAUAUGAUAAUAAGAGGGAUAUCAAGGAUGAAGUAUUUUAUGAGAAUAUAGGUGAAUUUAUAAAUGAUGAGAUAAUAACCAAAAAAAAAAAAAAAAUAGAUAAUAUAGAUAAUAUAGAUAAUAAUGAAAAUGUUGAAAAUAAUAAGAAUGAUAAAGAUUUUAUCAACACAAGUUGUCAUUAUAAUAACAAAUUUGGUAUGUUAGUAUACAAAUUUCCAAUAGAUGUGAAGAAAUAUAAAUUAACGUUUUAUAGAAACAAUUUGGGCCAUUUAUUUAGCCUUAUAAAAAUAGUGAUACCAAAUAUAUAUUACAUAUACGAAGAGACAUUAUAUUAUGAUAUAAAAUAUAUGUGUAUUUUGAUAUGUUUAUCAGUUUUUAUAUCAUUAUAUAAAAUAUCGUUAACAUGUUAUGAGGGUGUUGAAUUUUUGAAUUGUUUAAAAUAUAUUUUUUCAUAUAACAAAGAAAUGUAUUCUUUCUUGAGGAGUGUAAUAUUAAAUCAUUUAUCUGAGACAUCUAUAUUAAGUGGUAUUACAAUAUGUAAAAUAGUAGAAUAUUUUACUUUAUUAAUAUUAAGAAAUCCUGAUUCUUCCAUAUUACAUGUUAAUAAUGUAGAAAAUGAAGUAUCGACUAUAUUAAAAUGUAUUAAUAAGAAUGAAGAUAUGAAUGGUGGUCUUUUAUUUAAUAUUAGCAAUUUGAUGAGAGAUUAUAAUAAUAGAUAUUUGUAUGUAUUAUUAAAUAUAAUACAUAAAAUAUUAUUAAAAAAAAAAGAAGAAAUAUUAGAAUGGGAGGAUAAAAAAGAAAGUAGCUGUAUAUGUUUCAAUAAAAAUAUAUAUAAUAUAAUAUUUAUGUAUUUUUAUGAUAUUUUCAAUAAUAAAAUGUAUAUAAAAAAAAAUGAUGAUAAGGGAUGUAAUAAUUCAACAAAGGAUUUAUUAUUUUUUAACAGAGAUAGAGAAAUGAUGAAUGUGUUUUUAGAAUAUAGUGAAUUAUUUUUUAAUUACGAAAAGGAGAAAAAAAUAACUAGACAAGGUGAGAAUAUAUGUAGUUAUUUUAAGAAUGAAAAUAUAAAGGAGGAAUUAGGUUUUGAUGAAAUUAUGGUAAUAAAGAAUUUUAUACAUUCAGAAGAAAAAUGUUAUAAUAAUAUGAUAUUAUGUUAUUAUUACUUGAUAUAUUUAUUUUCUAAUUUGACCGAAAAAAAAGAAGAUUCAUGUAUAUAUUUUUAUCAAUAUAAUAUAGGAAAACGAUUAUAUUUCUUUUUAUACCAAUCAUUAUUAUAUAGUAAUAACAUGAAGGAAUAUAAUAUGAAUGUAUCUAAAUACUAUACCGAAGAUAUGAUAAUUAAAGAGAAGAAUAAAAUGGAUGUUUUGGAAUUAUUAAAAAGUAUUGAUAGAAAUAUUCGUUUAUAUAUAUUUUUAUAUGCUUUAUUAUUUGUUAAUAAUAAAAGAAAAGAAGAUAUGGUACAUGGUUUAUUUUUGAAUAGUAUAAAAAUGUUAUAUAAAAUAUUUUCAGAAAAUAUGUUAGGAGAGAAAAAUAUAGAAGAUAUUAAUAGUAAUGAUAUUAUGCAUAUAAAAUCAUUAGUUGUAAAAAUAUUUGAUUCAUAUCAUUAUUAUUUAAUAAUUAAUAAUUUAUCAUUUAAAAGUUGUUAUGAACUUAUAAAAAUAAUCAAGGAAUGUUUAAAUAUUUAUGAUCACUUUCCUAUAUAUUUUUUCAAAGAUAAUUUUUCAAAUAAGAAUAAUACGAAAAGGGUAUGUGCUCAUAAAUUUUAUGAUUAUAUAAAUGUAAACGACCCGAAAGGUAAAGGUGAAUAUGAAGUUGAAGGUGAUGAUGAAGGUGAAGAUGAAGGUGAAGUUGAAGGUGAAGAUAAAGGUAAAGGUGAAGAUAAAGGUAAAGAGGACGAUGAAGAUUAUGAUGAUAAUAAUAAGGACGAUGGGAAUGGAAAAAAGAAAAAGAAAGAGAGAGAGAAAAAAAAAAAAAAUGAAUUAUUUUAUGAAUGGAAAAAGGAAUAUGAUGAAUUCCCAUCAUUAAAACAAGAUUUUUCAUAUAAUAUAUAUUCGAGGAAUAGAAAAUCUAGCGAGCUAUCAAAAAAUAGCAAGGCAAAAAAGAAGAAGGAGGAUAAAAAUGUUUCAUGUGCUACUUCUCCCAAUAUGGAUAGUAUAAAUAAUAAUGAAAUAAUAAAAAAUACGAAUGAAAAUAAGAACAGUUGUAAUUAUAAUAUUAAGGAAGAUGAUGAAUCUGGUAGUAGUAACAAAAGUAUUAAUAAUAAAGCAAAAGGAAAUGAUGAUUCUAUGAAUAAAAUAGAUACAACAAAUAAUAAUAAGAAAAUAAAUAAAACGAAAGACGAUGAACAUAAAGAGAAACAUAAACAUAAAGAUAGUUAUGUUGAUCAAGAAACAUUAGAAAAAAUGGAAAUACUCAAAAGGAUUGAGAAAGAUUAUGAAGAAAAUAAUAAGAAGAAAAAUGCACAGAAUGAAGUAAAUCUUAUUAGUGAUCAUGAAAAAAAAGGACAUGAUGAAGGGGAUAUUAACAAUAGUGAAAAGGUUGUAAUUGUUGAACAUACUGGAGAUAAAGAUGUUGAAAUUAUAAAAGAAAUUUUGCCCAAUAAAAAAAAAAAUAUAAAAGAAAAUAAAGAUAGGGAAGGAGACGACCAAGAGGAUAUAAAUAAAAUAAAUGUUGAAGAUGAAGAAAAGAAAAAGAAAAAUAUGACAACAAAUAAUACAUGUAAUAAAAUAAAUAAGGAUAAAAAGAAAAUGUCUGCAAUUCGUUAUUAUGAUAAUAAUAGAGGAGAAUAUAAUAUGUAUAAUUAUUUUAAUAACAAUAGAUAUAUAAAUUAUAUACCAAAGGAUUUCUUUUAUGAGAAUCUAUUUAAUGAAAGUAUUAAUAAUUUAACACUGGAUAAGAGUAAUAAAAAUAAGAGUAUGUAUAAUAAUUAUAAUUGUCAUUUUCCUAUACAUUUAAGAAGAAAUGGUUUAUAUGUAGAUAAUGUGUCUAUUUUUGGAAUGUUGAAUAAGGGAAUAAAUAUUUCUUUAAGUGAACAAGAUCAAAUAAAGGAUAUAUUAUUAGAUGAAUAUAAACAUAAUGUUCUAAACAAAAAUGAAGAUAAUAAACAAAAUAAUUUCAAUGAUUAUUUUGAAGAUGUAUUCAUGUUACCUAGGCAUAAGAAUAAAAAAUGUAUAACUGAUGACGGUUCAUUGAUAUCAAAGGAUAGGAAAAGUUUUAUGACUACAAAUAUGUCUGUCUCUGAAAAAGGUGCAUGCACCGCGAACAAUAAUAAGAAUAAUGACAACAAUAAUAAGAAUAAUGACAAGAAUAAUGACAACAAUAAUAAGAAUAAUGACAACAAUAAUAAGAAUAAUAACAACAACUAUAAUAAUAAUAAUAAUAAUAAUAAUAUGAAUGUGAAAAUACCUAAAUAUUUCUUUAAAAAUAUUAUUGAUAAGGAGAAAAGAAAAAUACACGGAUCAUUCAACAUUUUUGAAACGUUCAAUAAGGUUGAAAAUCUUGUUAGAAAAAAUAUGAAUAAAUGUAUUGGUAAAAGUCUAUAUCCUAAUAAAUAUUAUUCAAGAGAUGAUGAUGAUUUAAUUAUUUUGUCAGUUAAUGGAAUAGAUGUUCAUAAUAAUUCAUGCUUAUCAGAAUAUUUAAUGAAACUAAAUGAAGAUAUGUAUUAUAUGAAUAAUAAUUCUUUAUGUGUAAAUGAUGAAAAUAUUUUUUGUAACAUAGAAAACUUUUAUAUAUAUAAUGAUGUAGUAGAAAAUAUUCCACCUCAAUUUUUUGGAUUAAAAAAUAAUAUAAAAUAUUUGUGGAAUAAUAAUUAUAAUAUAAAUAAUAAUAAUAAUAUAAACAAUAUGAAUAAUAUGAAUAAUAUGAAUAAUAUAAACAAUAUGAACAACAUGAACAACAUGAACAAUAUGAACAAUAUGAAUAGUGUUGGUGCUCUUUUAUGUGGUGGUAAUUCUUAUAACACUAGAGGUUCACACGAUAUUACUUAUAGAAUAAUUAAAAAGAGAAAAAAUAAUGAUAGAAUAUCUAGACCCCUAUAUGAUGUCGAAAGGACGUUAAAUAUGAAUGAAAAUAAUAAUAUAUAUAGUUUGAAUAAGAACAAUAAUAGUGUAAAUUAUAAAGGAUGUGAAAGUAGUAGUCGAAAUAACUCAUUGUUUAUGAAUUUGAAAAAGAAGAAAGAAUCUAACGAUCUUUUGUAUACUGAUGAUAGUAAGAAGUAUUAUGUGAUGAAACCAAGAGCAGAUGAACAAGAAUCAUUAGUACAACGAGAACAACAAGAGAGUGUUUCAAAUUAUGUUGAUUGGGUUACUUAUAAGAAAAUAAAAACAAGUAUAAAUACACCAUUAUGUUGUAAAAUGGUUAAUGAGAAGUAUAAUUAUUAUAAUAUAUCCUAUGAUUUAUUUAAACAUUUAUAUGAUAAUAAAAUGGAUUGUGUGAAUAAGAACAAUAUGAAUAAUGAACAUGUAGUUUUAGGAAAUUGUAUGAACGAAUCGUUUGAAAAUAAUAGUUUAAUAAAACAUGAAGUUAAUAAUACAAGAGAGGAUCCAGCUAGUACUUUUAAUAUGUCUAAAGGUGAGAUUGCUUCCUUUGAUAAGAAUAUGAAUAAUUCUGACCUUAAUAGUAAAAAUAAUAAUAAUAAUAAUAAUAAUAAAAUGAAUAAUUUUGAUUAUAUAAGUGAAGGUAAAAAUAUGGUUAUUUUAAGGGACGGUACGAAUUUGAGUACAUUAGGAAAAUCAUAUUUUUUAAGAAAUCAUUUAAUCAAUAAAUAUAAAGAAAAUGAACUUCAUUUUUUAUUUUCACAACGUCAAUAUGUUGAAGAUGAUUGCAUGUAUUUAUCACAUUAUUUAAGUAUGGAAAUGAUGAAAGCCACUGAACUUAUAUUUAUGGAUGAACAUUAUAUUAAUAAAGAUAUAAUGCUCAGUACUCAUAUUCAUAAUAUUAAUUUUUUAGUACAGAAAGAAGGUGAAGGAAAUAUGUAUUCUGAAGAGAAUAAAAACUUUAUGAAACAUUUUAAUGCUUUAGAACUUUUGAGAAGAAAAGAGAAAAUAUUAUUUGAUAAAUUUAGAAAUAAUAAUUAUUAUGAUUUAUUUAAAAUGAACAAGGAAUGUGUUAAUUUAGAUAUGGAAAAUAUAUAUAAGAAUUAUGAUGAGAAUAAUGAAGAAGAUUUUUAUUUAUUAUAUAAUUAUAUGCCUAUAUACAAUGAAAUGAUUAAAAGUAAUGUUAUGAUGUAUGAAGAAGGAGAAGUUAUAUUAAAAAGUAUAGAUAACACGAAAAGGUUCUUAGGAGAUGAUUUAAAUUAUCAUAAUAAUAAAGAAUUAUAUAAUCGUGAUAAUAAUAUAUAUUUAAAAAAUGAAUUAAAUUUAAAUAAUAUAGAGAAUUAUAAUAAUAUAUCAUGUGAUAAAAAUAACGAAGAGAAGAAUAUAUUUUUAGAUAAUAUGUUUAAUUUUUUAAUUUAUAAAUUUCUCUAUUUAUUAUGUAAACAUUUUAAAAUGUGUGAUGUUGGUACUUUUAUGAAUUUUUAUAAUAACAAUGGUGAAGAAUAUUUCAAGUAUAAUGAAUAUAUAAUAGAAGCAAGAGAAAAUAGUUUAUUAUUUGAAGAAACAAAAACAGAAAUAUAUAAAUUUAAAUAUUUAUUUGAAAAAUCUGUGAAUAAUCAUUCUAAUAAUUAUGAUAAUAGUAGUAGUGAGUAUUUGAAUGAAUUUAAUUUUAUAGAGAACGAGAAAAAUAUUGAUAUACAUGAUAUUAAAAAAAAAGAUUUUUUAUUAAAUAGUAUAAAUAAUAAAGUAAUAUAUUAUUUAAAUAACCCAUUAUUUAUAUUUAGUGAAAAAUUACCUUCAUGGAUAUAUAAAAUAUUUUAUUUAUUUAAUUUUGUUAUAGAUAUUGAUAUAAGAUUAUUAUUUUUCGAAUUAAUAUAUUUUGGUAAUUAUAGGGGAUUAUAUAAUUAUAAACAGAAAAUAAAGGAAUUAGUGGAAAAAUUUAAUGAGAAAGUUAAUUUCGAUAAUUCUAUCCUAUCAGAAGAACAUUUAUUAUCUGUUUGUGCUAAUUAUACAUAUAAUUGCGAUAAAAAAAAAUUAUUUAAUUUUUUAUCGGAUAAUAAUAUAUUAUCGUUACCAAGAACAAAAAUAAAAUUACAUAGAAAUAAAAUAAUUGAAUCUUCGUUAAGAAUAUUUAAUCAUUUACAUUAUAUUCAUUCAAAUUAUAUUACCCCUUCCUUUUUGGAUAUCGAAUUUUUUAAUGAAGAAGGAAUUGGUUUAGGUCCUUCCUUAGAGUUUUAUAAUGAAGUUAUAGAAGAAUUAAAAAAAGAAAAAUUAAAGUUAUUUAAAAUUGAAGAUAAUUAUCUCUUCCCAAUAUCUUACAAAAUUAAUUUAAACAAUUUUGAUUUCAAUUUAUUAAAGAAGCCCAAAAGUUCAGAAAUUGUCGGCUCAAAUAAUAAAUCUUUACAUAAUAACAUGUAUCCAUCUAGUUCCUACCACCAACCUACUUCUUUAAAUAAACGAAUUAAUAUAUUAAAUGAUGGUACAAGUAAUCAUACCAAUAGUUAUAGUUCUGUUAAUAAUUUGAUAAAUCAUUUCUUGUUUUCCAUGAAUUCAAAUAUUUUCCAGAGGGAGUCUCAUAGCAAAAGCAAUGGUAAGAGUAAAGUGGAUAAUAAUAAUAAAGUGAAGGGUGAAGUUAAAAAUCGAAAAAGCACCAAAAAAUGUAAAUCUGAAAAAAAAAAUGGGGAUGAUUAUUUAGGUGAUGAUCAAGAGGGAAAAGAAGAUGUUCCUGAUGAUGAUAAAUAUAAGUACGAUGAUAAUUAUGAUCAUGAAGAAGACGACUAUGAAGAUGAUUAUGAGGAUGAUUAUGAGGAUGAUUAUGAGGAUGAUUAUGAAGAUGAUUAUGAGGAUGAUUAUGAGGAUGAUUACGAAAACGAUUACGAAGAGGAUUACGAAGAUGAUUACGAAGACGAUUAUGAAGAUGCUUAUGAUGAACAAAAGGGUCCCAUUGAUUAUGAUAAAGAUUAUGAUAAAGAAUAUGACGAUGAGGACGAAGACAAAAAAGAUAGCGAUAUGUUAAAUAGCGAAUUUUUUGGUAAUCGUUUGAGAAACAGAAAAAAUAAAAAAAAUCUUAAAUAUGUGACUGAGAAUGUAAAUAAAAAUAAUAAAAAUAAAAAAAGUAAGAAAAAUAAAAAAAAUGAGUCCUGUGUUGUUGAUUCGAAACAGAAAUGUAUUACUUCCACUGAUAAAAGAAAAAACAAAAAGAAUAAGAAAAAUGAUGAAAAGAUGGAUAACGCAGAGGAACAUGGCAAAAAAGAAGAUAUCUUAGCAAAAGGAAGUUCUAGAAGAUCAAGUUCGAAGAAAAAGGGUUCAUUAAAAAUAAAUAAUAAGGAAGAUGAUGAAAAGAGUGCACUAGAUGAGAACCAGGAAGAUAGCAAAUUACAAACCUUAGAUAAGGAAUCUGAUAAAACAAAAGAGAAUUUAGAAGAAGAGAAAAUACAUGCUGAAAAAAAUAAAAAAAAGAGAACUCGAUCAUAUAAUAAUACAGAUCAAAAGGAAAAGAAACAAGUUGAAAAUAUACCUGAUGACAAAGUGUAUGAAGAAGCACACGGAGGUUUGUCAAAUGAUGACAAAGAAGGUAUUCAAAAAGGAAAAAUUAAAAAAAGCACUAUUAAGAAAAAUAUAAAUAGUGAUAAAGGUGAAGACUCUGAAAAAAAUGUAUCCAAAUUAAAUGAAACGAAAGAAAAAGAAGUUGUGAUUAUUUCUUCAAAUAAAAAAUUAAUUGAAAAUGUAUCAGUUAAUUCAACUGACAUGUUGAAUAAAAAAAAAAAUGGAAACUCUUGUCAAGUUGUAAAAGAAGAAUAUAUGGAAAAAUCAGAAAAACAGUGUUGUAAAUUGUUAGACAAAACAUUUGAAGAUGAAAAAAAAAAAAAAAUAAUAAAUGACAAUAAUAAUAAUAAUAAUGAACAUGAAAAUUUUGAUGAAUGUACAACAACAAUAGAAAAUAAAAAUAAUAAAAGUAUUAUUACAAAAGAAGAGAAUGGUUUGGAAGAAAAAAGUAAAAGCAGUAAUAAAGAUGAAAUGCAACAAUGUGUUACAGAACAAAAUGAAAAUAACAUUUUAGAUGAGGAUAAAAAUAUAAAUGUGCCUAUAAAAAAAUAUAAGUUAUUUACAAAAGAUUUUGAGGAACAUUUUAUGAAAGAAGAUAAAAAUAUUGAUAUGAAUAAAAAUGAAAAAGAAGAACAAAUUAAAAAAAAUGUAAAUAAUAAUAGUCCAAUAAAUCUAAGUGAAUCUGUAACACAAAAUAUAAUAAAUUCUUUACUUAAAGAAAUAGAAAAUAACAAAAUGCCUGUACAAGAAAUAAAUGACAAAAUUCAAAAUGCAAAUAAUAAAAAGUUAGAUAACCAAAAUGUGAAUAAUGAAACUACUCAAAAUAUACGCUCAAAUGUAAUUUCAAAUAAAACUAAAAAGACCUCAAGUGAUAAAAUUAAAAAAAAAACUGUACAUAUAGAUCAAGAUACAUUAGAAAAUAGGUUAUUCAAAUAUUUUAAAUUACUUGGACAGUUGUGUGCAAAAAUAUUGACCGAUAAUAGAAAUAUCAAUGUUAAUUUACAUCCGUUAUUUUGGUACUUGGUGAUGAGUAAUUCGUCCUAUAUCAAUUUAUCCAAAUUUCAUCAUUAUCACGCC